This is a messenger RNA of Blepharisma stoltei, 2258 nucleotides long. The record is from the annotation of a GenBank genome assembly. Lineage: Eukaryota; Ciliophora; Heterotrichea; Heterotrichida; Blepharismidae.
AUGGAAAAUACAGCCUACCCAGUCAAAUUUUUGGUUUUAAUAGUUAUUUUAGGUACAAUUGUGCAAACACAACAAUAUCGUAAAUUUUAUUAAGUUUUCGGCUAUAUUGCCGCUGGAAGUUCGAUGCUAGAUGACACGGAUACCUCGCUAUAUGAAUACGGAUUUUUGAGUGGCCCAACAAUUUUAUUGGUUAAUGCGUUGCUUGUGUUGCCGAUUGGACGGCUUGUUGAUUACAUAAAGCGGCCGAAGUGGUUUGUUUUGUCCUGUUCCAUAUCAAUUUGCCUUAUAACACUACUAAACAGCAUAUGUGAAAAUUUUUACGAGCUACUAUCAGUCCGUCUGAUGUUUGGAAUUUUCGCUUGCGGAAUUUCUCCAACUUAUAUGAGACUGCUAGCCUUGUAUUUUCCAUCAAAAAAACGCGGUUUUGCUUCAGGAUUUUUAUUUUUGACGAUUUAUUUUGGAAUUUCUCUUGCUUCAUUAUCAUUAAUAUUAGCAGAGUCUGUAGGGUAAUUUCUAGAAAGGUGGCGUUGAUCCUAUGUUCUUAUCGGCUCAAUAAGCUUGGUUUUGACUAUAAUUUUUGGUCUAUUUCUCAGAGACAUAAAAAAUAAUGCCAAACUCAGCAGAUUCACAAAUGAGCAAAUUCUUAAAAGUGACAUUUUAUCACUAUUCAAAAAUAAAACCCUGAUUUUUACUAUUCUUGCAUUAUUCUUUCAAUAUAUUUCAGGAUUCGCGAGAUCGUUUUAUGAAGCAAUUUACUUUGCAGAAAAAUUUUCAGAUAAUGUGGAUGUGUAUGCGGUUUUAAAUGCGAUAGGAAUACUGAUUUCUCCGAUAGCUCCUAUUUUAUUAGGAAAAUACUCACCCCUCCUUUAAAUUGGAAACAAAAAAUUGAUAAAAUUUUCAUUUUUUGAGUGCUUUAACCCGCCAUUAAAUUGUAAUAAAAUUUGUUUUUCAACAGGAGAAUGUUAUUAAUGAAAAUAUUAAUUUUUAUAAAAUGAGUUUUGACCUUAUUUAAUAGAUAAAAUGCAAAUAAAUGUUUAUUUAAACUUUUCUAAAAUGAAUCAAUUCAUUUUUUAUAUAAUUCUUCAUAAAAAUAAAUUAAAUGCAAACUAUUGUGCUCAAUUUAUAUUUUUUAAAAAUUAAGUUUUUAAAAACAAAGUAACCUCUCUGAAAUUGGAGCAGGAUUUUUUUAUUCCAGUUUUAAAAAGGGGGGAGUUAGACAGUAAACAAGACUCAGACCCAAAAUGGCAACCUUUAAUUAUUGCAAUCACAAGGUUUAUGUAUAUUCCUUUGCUAUUUCCAGAAAUAAAAUGGUGGCGUUGACCUUAGCAGGAAUCUGAGACACCUCCUGAUGAAGCGAUGGACCAGGCGAUAGCGGCGAAAGUAAGCUCUUCGUAAGUUAAGAAGACCAUCUCAAUGGGAGCUUGCCGAAGCGGAUUUUUUUUCUCCCCAGAAAAUUUUCCUGUCCCUACCAGAUGGGCUAACAGUUUUGUCAACCCACAUCUAUCCUUCUCAUUAUAAUCCCUUGCAUAAAUUUUAUUUUGCUUAUUUAUGGUAAAUUAAUUUUAAAAUCUCAAAAACAAAUUAACUUACCAUAUACUCAGUUUUUAUAUAUAAUGACAUGUCAAAAUUUUUUUGACAUUUUAAAAUCAAUUUACCAUAAAUAAGCAAAAUAAAAUAUUACCAAUACAUUAUAUUAGUAUCGGAGCACCUUACAGAUAGUGGCUAUGUGUGAUUGAGGUCAGAAACCCAUAAGGGCGACUUUUUGGACUCAAUAUGGGUGACGGCUAGUGAUUUAUCUGCUUAUGGCCACAUAAACGUUUAAUUUAUUUAUUUUUUUACUGUUUCCAAUGUAUCUUUCCUCAAAUUUUGCAAUCGCAAUGCUUUCGAUGAUGCUAAUAAGUACAAUUGGGGAAACUUAUAUAAGUGUGUCUUAUGCAAUUUUAAUAAAUGUCGCAAAUCCUAAUGUCUGGGCGUUCCAAACUGCGUGAAUGAUUUGUGUGACUACUAUAGCAGGGACUAUAUCUACAGUGAUAAUAGGGUUUUAUUAUACAUCUUUAGAAGCCUUAAAAGUAUCUUUAUUGAUUGCAACUGUCUUUGGAAGUGCAAUGGCAGCUAUCAUGUUUUUGGUUGUUGCUAAAUUUUACCCUGAGGACUUAAAAAAGCAAAAAGAGUGUCGAAAAGAAAUAGAUGAAGAAUUGGUCAACCAAAGUGAAAUAGCUGAAGAAUUGAUUAAUCAAAAUGAAAGUUCAAUAGGAUAA